CUGCUGAGUCGAGAGGAUCACGGCCGACCCAACAACAAAGGAAAAGGGCGUAUUAGCAGGAGCGGCAGCGAGCGCAUCAUCUCCUUUGCUUCGCUCGCUCGCUCCAAGCUUGCAGCAGGUCGAAUGGAACGAUGACGAAACCACGUAAAGCAAGCUCCUUUAGCCUCUCGUUCCACCUACCGAGCUGAACCCGGCAUGCCCAUCAUCCACAUCUCCACACAUGUGCUCAAGCUGAAGCCCAACCUCCCUCCCCUGGGUCGAUGUAAGCCCUCCCUCCCGCCGUCCGCCGCCCCUUCCCCCCGCCGCCGCUGCCGUUCCUCGUCAGCUCUCGCCGUCCCGACCCGCGAACCCGUCUCGCCUCCCGAGCCCCCGAUCCCCGAGCGCAUCUUCAGCUCGGGCGCAAAGUCGGGCACCUACACUCCCGGCGAUUCCACAUUCUACUCCCUCAUCGACAGCUACGCCGGGGCGGGCGAUUUCGGGUCCUUGGAGAAGGUCCUGCAUCGAAUGAGGCGCGAGAGGCGCGUGCUCGUCGAGCGGAGCUUCAUCAGUAUCUUCAAGGCUUACGGCAGGGCUGGCUUGCCCGAGAUGGCCAUCGAUUGGUUCGACAGGAUGGUCGACGAGUUCCAGUGUAAGCGGACUGUCCGGUCCUUCAAUUCGGUCCUCAACAUUAUUAUCCAGAAUGGUCGUUAUAAUCGCGGGUUGGAGUUCUAUUCUUAUGUCAUUAGUUCUAGCCAGAUCAAUAUUUCGCCGAACGUGCUUAGUUAUAAUCUAGUCGUGAAGGCUGUGUGUAAGAUGGGAAUGGUGGAUAGAGCAGUCGAACUGUUUAGGGAAAUGCCUUUGAGAAGCUGCGUACCUGAUGUGUUCACGUAUUGCACUUUGAUGGAUGGGUUGUGCAAGGAGGGUAGGAUCGAGGAGGCCGUUUCCUUGUUGGAUGAGAUGCAAAUGGAGGGUUGCUUUCCAAGUGCCGUGACGUACAAUGUUUUAAUCAAUGGGUUGUGCAAGAAAGGUGACUUGAGACGUGCAGCCAAGCUUGUCGACAAUAUGCUUCUCAAAGGAUGUGCUCCCAACGAGGUGACUUACAACACACUCAUUCACGGUUUGUGUCUCAGGGGGAAGUUGGAUAAGGCUGUAGACCUUUUGAAUCAGAUGGUUGCUAUUAAGUUUAUGCCCAAUGAUGUCACAUAUGGAACAAUUAUCAAUGGACUGGUUAGACUGGGACGAGCCGUUGAUGGGCUUCAGGUAUUGAAAUUCAUGGUGGAAAGAGGAUCCCGUGCAAAUCAGUAUGUGUACUCCACCCUCCUUAGCGGGUUAUUCAAGGAGGGAAGGUUUCAAGAGGCGAGGAGAUUGUGGCAGGACAUAGUUGAAGGGAGAUGCGAACCCAAUACUGUAAUGUAUAGUGCUUUUAUCGAUGGUUUAUGUCGAGAAGGGAAGCCGGAAGAAGCCAAGGAAGUUCUCUUGGAAAUGAUGAAUAAGGGGAGCGCCCCCAAUGCUUUCACUUAUAGCUCAUUGCUGAGGGGUUUUUUUAGGACAGACAAAUCAGAGAAAGCUAUUCUUAUGUGGGAAGAGAUGGAAAAUAACAAUGACUUUACCAAUGCUGUCUGUUAUAGCGUUCUUAUACAUGGAUUGUGUGAGAAGGGAAAGCUGGAGAAGGCUACGAUGGUAUGGAAGAACAUGCUUGCUAGAGGAUUCAAACCUGAUGUUGUGUCUUAUACUUCAUUUAUUCAAGGCCAUUGUGAUAAUGGAGAGCUCAAAGAAGGUCUGAAGCUAUUUAAUGAGAUGCUCUGUCAGGGGCCCGGUUGUCAACCUGAUGUCAUCACUUAUAACAUACUUUUCAAUGCAUUAUGCAUGCAGGGUAACAUCUCCCAUGCCCUAAAUCUUCUGAACAGUAUGCUGCAUCAAGGAUUGGAUCCCGACUUGUACACAUGUGACAUUUUCCUAAAAGCUUUAAGCGAAAAGUUAAAUCCACCUCAAGAUGGAAGGGAAUUCCUAGACGAGCUAGUGCUACGUCUAUUCAAACGCCAGAGAGUUGUGGGAGCAUCCAGAAUUUUAGAAGUGAUGCUGCAAAAGUAUUUGCCUCCAAAAUCAUUUACAUGGGAAAAGGCUGUUCAGCAGCUCUGCAAACCUAAAAAGGUUCGAGCUGCAAUUGACAGGUGCUGGAAUGACCUAGUUUGCUGACUUUUUCGUGUUGGAGUUUCAGCAGUUGGAAUUUCAUCAUGGGUCUGCACAUUCCGAGUAUCUUACAGAAGAACUGGAGGAGAACAUGUCUACAAGACAGUCUUAAGAUCUUGGUACCCAAAGUUGGAGAAUGCACGGAUGCAUUGGGAAA
Syzygium oleosum is the source of this 2326-nucleotide messenger RNA. Its product is annotated as pentatricopeptide repeat-containing protein At4g20090. The record is from RefSeq and is a predicted model, not a curated record. The coding region runs from base 196 to 2175 and encodes 659 amino acids. The transcript is spliced from 2 exons. Lineage: Eukaryota; Viridiplantae; Streptophyta; Magnoliopsida; Myrtales; Myrtaceae. Gene Ontology annotation, molecular function: protein binding.